UAGACUAGUCCCCCCUCGGCAGCGCCAGGCUCUGUCACUACAUGUAAACAAACUCACGCGGCGCCACGACUCACUCAGAACGGUACCUCAGUCAACUCAAAACUUUCGGAUUGAAGAAAGCACACCUGAGGAACACUAGAUUAUUACAAGACUAGCCACGUACCUCACAGCGCCGGCUAGAGCAAAAACAGCAUCUCCAGCACUAAAGGACACAGCAGCUGCAUCCCAUCAUGACCUCUGGGGGUGAGGGUGGCCGCAGGGGCUCACCGGGGCUUGCCGAGACGACCAACGAGGAGUACUUCGCUAGUUACGAGGAUGUGGAGAUCCACCGCCUGAUGGUGAGUGAUGCCCCACGGACACAAGCAUAUGCCGCGGCCAUCAGAAAAAACAAGCACCUGUUUGAGGGGAAGGUUGCCAUGGAUGUCGGCGCCGGGACUGGCAUUCUGUCGCUGUUCCUGGCUGCUGCAGGGGCCAGGCGCGUGCAUGCUGUGGAGGCCAGUGGAAUGGCAGCCAUCAUUGAGAAAGUAGCGGAGGACAACGGCUUCAGGGACGUGAUACAGGUCCACCAUGCUAGGGUGGAGGACAUCACUCUCCCAGGUGAUGAGAAAGUGGAUGUCAUAGUGUCAGAGUGGAUGGGCUUCUAUCUGCUCCACGAGUCCAUGCUGAACUCGGUUAUCUCAGCAAGGGAUCAGUUUCUGUCUGAGGAUGGCACCAUCUUCCCUUCAGAGGCAAGGAUCUACGCCUGCCCGUGCUCCUUACAGACACUCUACCGGGAGCAGAUCAACUUCUGGGAUGACGUUUAUGAUUUCAACAUGACUGCCGUGAAGAACUAUGCACUCAAGUCAAAAAUGAUCAAGCCAGAAGUGUGUCUCAUCAAGGAAGACGACCUGUUAGCAGAACCAACCUGUGUCAAGAAAUUCAACCUGCGCUGGGUGACGGAGGAAGAGGUGAAGCUCUUUGCCGAGACAACUUUUGUGGGAAUUAACCAGCCUGGCACAUACCAGGGACUGUGUCUCUGGUUCGAGUGUGACUUUGAUGGCAGAGAGUACGAUGAGGACGGGCAGGAAGUGGGUGCCCUCAUCACUCUCUCCACCUCUCCCAUGAGCACUGCCACACACUGGAAGCAGACGGUGGUGGUGCUUGGCUAUGGCGCUGGCCAAACCUCAGAACAACCAGCAUUACUGUGCCAAGAAAACCUCAAUGCUAGUAUAGACAGUGCAUGUACCUCCCCCGUCACAAGUAAUGGUAAGACACAAGUGCACAACGGUUCCACACAGAACAUGGAGACCUGUGACAAUACCAUUCAGCCAGACUUUGCCAACCUGGUGGAGAAGGAUGAGGUGGUGGGGUGGAAGCUGGUGUUUGCACAGAGUGAGGAGAACACCCGCCACUACACCAUGACAGUGGAGAUGCUGGACCCUGAGGAGGUGGAGCACCCCAUGCCCUGUGGCUGCCCAACACCCCGCUGUGCCAUCAUUGCCAAGAUGAUGGAGCAGGAUGAGGAUGGCAAUGAUAUCAUUGACUGCACAUAGAAACAGUUCUGUAAUGUUCCUGUUGUUUUAAAAGUUGACAUGAAGUAACUAAAGCUUUCUGGUGCAGACUAUUAACUCUGCUUCAUUAAUUGUUUGCUUCUUUGUUGUGCAAUACGAUGUUAAAUAAAACUUUUUGUAAUGUGUGCUGGUGUAUUUGUUACUGUGUAUCUGGUCAAUAAAUUAUUUCUGCA
This is a messenger RNA of Portunus trituberculatus (swimming crab), 1723 nucleotides long. RefSeq names its product probable protein arginine N-methyltransferase 6.1 (gene Art8). Gene Ontology annotation, molecular function: protein-arginine N-methyltransferase activity. Gene Ontology annotation, cellular component: nucleus. NCBI's taxonomy places the organism in Eukaryota, Metazoa, Arthropoda, Malacostraca, Decapoda, Portunidae. Gene Ontology annotation, biological process: peptidyl-arginine methylation. The record is from RefSeq and is a predicted model, not a curated record.